Molecule: messenger RNA, 1140 nt
Organism: Zophobas morio
Lineage: Eukaryota; Metazoa; Arthropoda; Insecta; Coleoptera; Tenebrionidae
Product: zinc finger protein 239-like
Exons: 1
Coding region: 1-1140 (379 amino acids)
Biological process (GO): regulation of DNA-templated transcription
Molecular function (GO): DNA-binding transcription factor activity, RNA polymerase II-specific; RNA polymerase II cis-regulatory region sequence-specific DNA binding
Source: RefSeq, a predicted model, not a curated record
AUGCUAACAUCUAUUAUUUGUAGGUCAACAGUCUCUCCACGCCAAGAACGUCUAAAUGCCCUACGCAAACUAAAGAACAUUAAGGACGAAAACGACGAAGACUACAUAGCCCCAGCUCCAACUUACAAACGCUCCAAAACCUGGCAUUGUAAAAAAUGCGCUCUUAAAUUCCCCACCCGUAAGGCUCUUACGACCCACAAAAAGGUCCACACAGCUCAGGAACAAGAAAUUCAGACUUACAAAUACGACGAAAAUCUUGAAGUAUACGUAUGCAAUACCUGCUCGGCAGAAUUCCAACACGAAAGUGAAGUAGAAAAGCACAUAAUGAGAACACACAUCGAAACAUACUCUUGCGAAAUUUGUGAUAUGAAAUUCAGCAAUCCCUAUAAAUUCUCAUGCCAUGUGCAACAACACAACGAAAACACGAACUACCAGUGUCCAAUGUGCUCCUAUUCCACUCCACGCAGAACUUGCAUUUUGACCCACAUUAACAGAAUGCACUACCACAAGUUCUACUACUACUGUAACACGUGUGGUAAAGGUUUCAACGACGCUGUUCGUUUCAAAGAACACGAAAACGAACAUUUAGGUGUCAAGCCGUUUGUUUGUGUGGUUUGCACCAAGUCUUUUGUGUACUCUCGGUACCUCCAUCUGCAUCAGCUGCGUUACCACACUGUUGGUAUAGUCGGACAGCUUCUGAAAAACCAGUGUUCUGUUUGUUUGAGAGUUUUUUCCAAAAGCGACACUUUGGACAGACACAUGGCUAGCAAACAUUCCACUAGUUUAGGGCCACGAGUAAAGCGACAUCUGUGCGAUAUUUGUGGGAAAGGGUUUGCCACGAAUGACAAAAUGAAGAUACACUACAGAGUUCAUACCGGGAUUAAGCCCUACGUGUGCAAGUUCUGUACUAAGAGUUUUAUUAAGAGAGAUUAUUUGAUUAUGCAUGAAAGGGUGCAUACAGGAGAGAAGCCGUACGUGUGUCAGUAUUGUGGAAAGAGCUUCAAUCAAGGAGCACCGUUGAGGAUACAUGUGAGAGGACAUACUGGAGAAAGGCCGUAUAUUUGCCAGUUCUGCAACAUUGGGUUUAUUUCUAAAGGAUCUCUGAAUAUGCAUCAAAAAGUUUGCCGGAUUAACGAUUAG